GAGGGAGCAGGAGCACUGGCGAGAGAGUGUCAGUAGGAGAUGCAGUGUGGAGGACCUCUGUAGUAUAACAAUGUAUCUGGGCUUUGAAGAAGUGCUGAGAGCACAAGGCACUGCAGGGCACACCGGCUUGUUGGUGUAUCACACCUCCUCCUGGGACUUUCAUUUCACUAUCUAGCCGCUGCAUUCCCAAGUAAAGUGCAGUAAUGCUGUGGGAUUUACAAUGACAUCCAAGAGGAGAUCAGCCAAAUUUCUGCUGAGAAGGUCUCUGAGUGAGCAAUUAAAGGAAUCCACCACCAAAGCUUGGGACCUGCUGUGGAAAAACAUCCGGGAAAAGCGCCUGGCAGAACUCGAAGCAAAAGAAGCAUGCGAGUGGUUACGGGCGGCUGGAUUUCCUCAAUAUGCUCAGCUUUAUGAAGAUUCUCAAUUCCCUAUCGAUAUUGCGUCUGUGAAACGUGAUCAUGAUUUCCUUGAUAGAGACCAUGUAGAACCACUUUGCAGACGGCUGAACACGUUGAACAAGUGUGCAUCCAUGAAACUCGAUGUCAGCCUCCAAAGGAAGAAGAGUGAAGAUUCAGAUGAAGAAGAUCUUUGCGCAAUCAGUGACAAAUGGACAUUCCAAAGAUUCAGUCGUCGAUGGUCUCGGGUGGAUGACAUUGAUACACUGCUCGGAAGAUCAGAAAGACUUGGGUCAUCCGGGGACAUGAAAAACACGACAAGUAGUGAAAGUGUGCUGACAGAUCUCAGUGAGCCUGAAAUAUGUUCUAUUCACAGUGGAAGUAGCGGUGGGAGUGACUGCAGAUGUGCUUCCAGUGAUACGUUUGAGUGUAAUGACACAAUGUGCGUGCCAGAUUCCAACUCAUAUUGGCCAAGAGAUAUCUCAGAUGGUAAAUUAAAUGUAAAGACUGAUAAAUCACAUACAAAAGCAAAAACACUUCUAAAAUGCAUGGGUACUCUUCGCGGCAAAGGAGCCCAUGGGAAACUGAAAGGACCACCUAAAGCGGUAGGUUUAAUAAUUAGUGAGCCUAUUCUGCAACUGGAGCCCGAAUCUGUAAAAUCAAUGAACUGUGUUCAGAUAGGUAAUGGACCAGUAAAUGACUCCAUUAUGGACUUUAAGGUAACUGGAAACUUGGACUCAAACUCAGAAACAAGAACAAUUAAUGAAAGCACUUCAAGUUUAAAAAAUGCUGAGGUUUCUGAAUCAAACAAACGUGCCGGCAUGUACCUGGAGGACGUUGACCUCUUCACAAUGACUGGGAUACGGGCUAAACCCAGCCAGAAUCAUAAAAAUGAAUUUCAUUCCCAAGAGGAUCUGGUUGUAUAUAUUCCAAAGGACCACAAGCCUGGAACAUUUCCAAAAGCAAUAUCUAUUGAAAGCCUCUCACCUUCUGAGAAUCUCGGGGGUGUAAACUGGCGAGGUGCAAGCAUAUCACUCAGUGGGCAAAAGGGACUUUGUGUCAAAGAACCAAGACCUUUAUCUUCAAGAUGUCCAAGAGGCAGCAGGCUUAGUGUAUAUGAUAAUGUUCCAGGAUCCCAUUUGUAUGCCAGCACUGGAGAUCUCAUGGACCUGGAAAAAGAUGAUCUUUUCCCCCAUUUAGAUGAUGUACUACAACAUAUCAAUGGACUUCAGCAGUCCGUUGACCAUUGGUCAAAAGAUAUUAUGCCAGAAUUGCAAGACGACAAUGUAUCGCUGUUCCAGAUUCCCACCCCAGUAUUCCGUACACCAAAUCCAGUAGGCGGAGACUUUGAAGGAAAUUCUAUAUCCGAUGGAAGGACAACCCCGAGUGAUUUGGAAAGAGAUGCGGCAUCUCUUAAUGAGUCAGAUGCAACAGGAACAAGAGAAAGAAGAGACUCAGGAGUUGGAGCAUCUCUUACGAGAACAAACAGACAUUUGAGGUGGCACAGUUUUCAGGCAUCUCACCAGCUGAGCAGGUCUCUGGCAUCACUUCAAAUCAGCAACCAGUCUGCGAGCCAGCUCAAUCUGCUGCAAAAGUUCUCCCUGUUACGGCUGACCGCCAUCAUGGAAAAAUAUUCCAUGUCAAACAAACAUGGGUGGACAUGGUCUGUACCAAAAUUUAUGAAGAGAAUGAAGGGCCCUGAUUACAAGGAUAAGAAUGUUUUUGGUGUACCCCUGAUGGUUCAUGUGCAGAGAACUGGGCAACCAUUACCACAAAGCAUUCAGCAGGCGUUACGGUUCCUGCGCAGCAACUGCCUUGAUCAGGUCGGCUUGUUUAGAAAGUCUGGUGUUAAGUCUCGAAUCCAGGCCCUGCGCCAGAUGAAUGAGAGCAGCCCCGAGAAUGUAAACUACGAUGGCCAGUGUGCGUACGAUGUGGCAGACAUGAUGAAGCAGUUCUUCAGGGACCUUCCAGAGCCCCUGCUCACCAGUAAACUAGGGGAGACCUUCCUUCACAUUUACCAGUAUGUUCCCAAGGACCAGAGGCUCCAGGCAGUGCAGUCGGCCAUCAUGUUAAUGUCAGAUGAGAACCGUGAAGUUCUGCAAACGCUCUUGUGUUUUCUCAGUGAUGUCACCUCAGUAGAAGAGAAUCAGAUGACCCCGAUGAAUCUCGCCGUGUGCUUGGCGCCAUCACUCUUCCACCUCAAUUUAUUGAGGAAAGACAAUUCCCCUAGAGCCAUUCAGAAGAAGUACGCAACUGGGAAACCAGAUCAGAAGGACUUGAAUGAGAACUUGGCAGCUACACAGGGUCUGGCCCACAUGAUUAUGGAGUGCAACAAGCUGUUUGAGAUUUCUGAGGAAAUCAUAGCCCAGUCCCGGAAUUCAUACGCUGAAGCUGACAUCCAUGUUCCUACUUUGGAGGAACUGGUGAAACAGAUGGAUGAGGAGGCCGGCAGUGUCUGCACAUACUUCGAUACUGUCAUCCAGAAUCUUCAGAAAGAAUCCAGGGAUAAAUUUAAAGGAUGGAUGUCUUUCUCCAGUACAGAGAACACGGACCUCGCUUACAAAAAGGUUGGAGAUGGAAAUCCAUUGAGGCUCUGGAAAGCGUCGGUGGAAGUAGAAGCUCCGCCAUCCGUUGUACUCAAUCGCCUGCUACGAGAGCGCCACCUAUGGGAUGAUGAUUUUACUCAAGCAAAAAUAAUAGAUACUAUUGAUAGUCAAACUGAAGUGUAUCAGUAUGUAGUGGACAGCAUGGCUCCUCAUCCUUCCAAGGAUUUUGUGGUGUUGAGGACAUGGAGGACUGACUUGGCAAAGGGAAUGUGCAGCUUGGUGGCCACCUCUGUGGAGCAUGAGGAUGCCCCAUUAAUAGGAGGAGUGAGGGCAACAGUGAUGGACACUCGAUAUUUGAUUGAACCUUGUGGCUCUGGGAAAUCCAGGCUGACCUAUAUUUGCAGAGUUGACCUAAAGGGCCAUUGCCUAGACUGGUACAACAAGUGCUAUGGACACCUUUGUGCGGUAGAAGCUUUGCGGAUCCGGAACUCAUUUCAGCCGCUUACGGCGGAAGGACCAGAAACGAAAAUCUGAAAAAUAUGUUAUAUAAAGACUUUACCUAGUACUAGUAUAAAAGGAUCUCCAUUAUAAGAAGCCACAAUGACUCUAAGAAGAGGCAGCACUGAGCAUGCAGGGGACUCCUGGACGUUAUGGAGAUAUCAGAGAUGACGCUCCUUUAUAAUUUAAUUGUAUAAAGACCAUGUACAUUUGUAAUCUAUACAUAUCUAUCUAUAAGAUAUUUUAUCAGGACUAUAUGUGUAUACAACGUAUGUAAAUUAAGUAUAUGAGUUAAUGCUUUCUGUGGAAGCUUUUUGUUUCUUAUUUCGUACAUUUUAUUUCACUUUGCGCACGUUGUUUAUACACAUGUAUAAGUGCUUGUAGAGCUGGCCACAAGUAGUAUUAUAUCUCAUGGACCAUGGAAGUUGUGGUUUACUAUACGCAGCAAUAAUAUGGACACGUGACAUAGGUUGUCCUCAUCUGUUAUGCACUGCACUGUCUGGACCUUAUGGAAAAGAGGUACUUUGUAAAUAAGAGAAUAAAGAAUUGUCUUUGUGUAUAAAAUGUGACCUGAAACCA
This is a messenger RNA of Bufo gargarizans (Asiatic toad), 4018 nucleotides long. RefSeq names its product StAR related lipid transfer domain containing 13 (gene STARD13). Gene Ontology annotation, molecular function: lipid binding; protein binding; GTPase activator activity. Gene Ontology annotation, biological process: actin cytoskeleton organization; signal transduction; regulation of Rho protein signal transduction. NCBI's taxonomy places the organism in Eukaryota, Metazoa, Chordata, Amphibia, Anura, Bufonidae. The coding region runs from base 221 to 3475 and encodes 1084 amino acids. The transcript has 14 exons. The record is from RefSeq and is a predicted model, not a curated record.